Molecule: messenger RNA, 1950 nt
Organism: Macroventuria anomochaeta
Lineage: Eukaryota; Fungi; Ascomycota; Dothideomycetes; Pleosporales; Didymellaceae
Product: RNA polymerase II transcription factor-like protein
Exons: 2
Coding region: 1-1950 (649 amino acids)
Biological process (GO): nucleotide-excision repair; transcription by RNA polymerase II; transcription by RNA polymerase I
Cellular component (GO): transcription factor TFIIH core complex; transcription factor TFIIH holo complex
Source: RefSeq, a predicted model, not a curated record
AUGUCCAGCGCUGCAGCCCAGUACAAGAAGAAGGAUGGCACACUCUCCGUGUCGGCGGACGGCAAGACUGUGUCAUGGGAGGCUGUUGGCGGAGUGCUCCCGCCGCUGGCGAUAGCAAUAGUAGAUAUUGGGAACCUCCAGCAGACACCCGCUACCGCCUCGAAAGCCUCCAUCAAAGUCGUAGUUAUCGAAUCGUCGCCGCAAGCUGGGAACCACACCUUCACAUUUACCUCAUCAGCCGCUCGCGAUGAUCAGCAGAUGAUCAGAGGCCUGCUGCAGAAGGGAAUCGAAGCUGCAAAGGCACAGGAAGCUCCAAUCGUGACACCAGCAGCCACUCCUGGUGGUAAUGGCGGUGGUGCCUCAGCCGCCAUUACCAUGGCGCAGACAGUUGCCGCAUCUGCACAGCAAGACGAGGAUCUGUACGCUGAUGCAAAGCUGCUUGUCGACCUUGAGCUUCAGAUGUCUCUCCUGAACUCUAGCCCUGCACUGCGUCAGCGCUUCGAUCGCGCUCUGAGUGAGAAGCCUGCGUCUGUCACGAUGGGACAGUUUUCCAACCAGUUCUGGUCGACACGUUUGAACUUGCUACGAUCCCACGCCGCCGAGAAGACCCAGACGACUGGAUCAUACAACGUGCUUUCGGUGAUCAAGUCGAAGAACGUCAACGGCGCCUUGAUGUUGAAUCUGACCAAGGAGCAGAUCGAGGUUGUGUUUCGACAACAUCCCAUCGUGAAGACGGCGUACAAUGAGACGGUUCCACCUUUGAACGAGGGCGAAUUCUGGGAGCGCUUCUUUCACAGUAGACUUUUCAAGAAAUUGAAGGGUGAACGUAUACCUGACGACUAUGUUACAGACACCAGGCUCGACAAGUACUUGAAGUAUGAUGAGAACGCCGACAAUGCGCAGCAGAUGCUCGUUGGCAGUAUACCGUUGUUCAUCAACAUUGAAGGAAAUGAGCAGAAUCACAGUCAACAAAAAGGCAACCGUCAGGACUGGACUAUGGUUCCCUCGAGCAAUGAAAAGGCGCCAAUCCUGCGUGUUCUGAACCGCAUGAGCGAGAAGCUUAUGAAGGAGGUGCCUCUGGUGGAUAAUCCCCAUGCUCCUGCUGGACAAGACGAGGACACGUACAACGAGCUGCAACUGAGAGACUUACAGCGUGCGUCUGACGACAACAGAGUCAUGCUCAAAGUCCAGGACCAGAGUCGUUUCUUCUCUGCGGGACAGAGCGUGCAGUCAUCGACUAGCGCUGCGGCCUACACCAAGCGGACCCCAACGGAGGUGCUCUCAACGCUGCAGCAAGAUUUUGCAAGCAUCAAUACAAACAGCAGUACACUCGGGACUGACCUACAUUCGAAAAUUGCUAUCAAUGAUGACAGCGAUAGUGAAGAUGAAAGUGGAGCCCCGAAGAAGCUCAGGGUUGGUAGCAGAUCGGCACGAACUGCAGCGAAAACACAGAUCAUCGCGGCUAUCGAGAAGCGACAUUUGCAUGAGGAUGAAUACCCCUCGGCGAAGGGCGUUCUGAACAGCGAGCAAGCAGCGAAGCUGGGCAUUUCGGACACCAUUCUCGACAACCUCACCAUGACACACAACACCACAGUAGAGUUCCUACACUACUUCUGGGACGUGUAUCACUCUGGUAAUCCUGAGCGCGCCAACGAAGUCGCAAAACUCAUCGAGACUCUGGACAGAUCACUAGACCGCAUCAACGCCGUCGCAAAUGCUGCGGAAGCUGAGCGGACAGCUCGUAUUGAGAAGAUCCAAAGAGACAUCGAGAUAUAUAGGCAACAAACUGGAAAAAAGAAGAGAUUCGAUCCUGAGGCUAUCAAGGGUGGAGCGAUUGCCGUUGCUCAGGUCGUGCAGCCGCUGAAACGGGCUAUUGAUACUGCACGAAGUCAAUACCAGGCGGCCCUCAAUCAGCAGCUAGGUCAGGUCACUCCUUCGGACGGCUUGUAA